Messenger RNA from Camellia sinensis, 3303 nucleotides. Its product is annotated as pentatricopeptide repeat-containing protein At3g62890. Gene Ontology annotation, biological process: RNA modification. Gene Ontology annotation, molecular function: RNA binding; zinc ion binding; protein binding. The record is from RefSeq and is a predicted model, not a curated record. Lineage: Eukaryota; Viridiplantae; Streptophyta; Magnoliopsida; Ericales; Theaceae.
UUUUUUACAUUAGAAAAUGAUUUCCGUCCAAACAAACGGAGCUUUAUAUAUCUUGGUCUGGUGAAACAAAACCAAGGUGGAGAAGAUAAAUAUGUGAACAUUUAGCAUAAGGACCCCAACGGUAACCUAUUUUAUUGGCGGGAACUACAUUGGAUUGGAAGAGCAUAUAAACCAAUUACCGAAAUUCAGUUGUGAAGAUGGUCCCCUGAAACUGAAGUAUUUGAUGCAUUCGAUUCCCAGAGCUCUACCAUCACUUGCUGAUCAUAUAACGAUCAUAUUAUCGAGCAACAGUCUCUUAAGACUCAAGCAAUUACACCAAAUCCACACUCAACUACUCAUCAAUGGAUGUGUCACUUCUACUUCCCUCCUCAUCGACUUUCUCACUUCCUGUUAUCGUUCUCAGAAGCAUCACCAGUACCCGUUGCUUUUAUUGCAGAAUCUACCAAAGCCUGACCCGUUUUUAUGGAAUUCCAUGGUUCGAGUUUCGAUUGAAUCCGAAAAUUUGCAAGAUUUUCUGGGAUUCUACAAUGGGUUGCGAGAAAAUAAUUUGGUUCCCAAUAAAAGUACUAUUUCUUUAAUACUCCGCUCAUUUGCAAGCCUAUGUGCGACCCAUCUCGGAGAAUCGUUUCAUUGUCAGAUACUGAAGAUGGGUUUUGUUUCUGAGAUGGUUUUGCAAACUGGCUUGCUUGAUUUCUAUGCGAAAGUUGGGGAUUUGGGUUCUGCAAAGAUGGUGUUUGAUGAAAUGCCUGAAAGAGAUGUUGUAGCAAACAAUGCGAUGAUAUCGGCACUGGGUAAGCAUGGGUGUAUUGAGGAGGCGCAGAGUUUGUUUGAUAGUAUGCUGGAGCGGAACUCGUGUUCUUGGAAUUCCAUGAUCACUUGCUACUGUAAGUUGGGUCGAAUUGAUUCUGCUCGUCAGAUCUUUGAUUGCAAUCCAGUCAGAGAUGUGGUGUCAUGGAAUGCAAUAAUUGAUGGAUACUGUAAGUUGGGGCAGCUAAUGAAUGCUGAGGAAUUGUUUUUUCGGAUGGGUUCAGCUAAAAAUUCUGUCACGUGGAACACCAUGAUUGCAGGGUAUGUUCAAUCUAAGGAAUUUGGCAGAGCAAUUUGUGCUUUCCAACAAAUGCAGUCUGAGAGUGUGAAGCCAACUGAGGUAACAACGGUUAGCUUGCUAUCUGCAUGUGCUCAUCUUGGUGCUUUAGAUAUGGGUGAGUGGAUACAUACUUAUAUAAGAAGGAAGAAGUUCAGUGUCGAUGUUGUUUUAGGUAAUGCUCUUAUAGACAUGUACUGCAAGUGUGGGUGUAUAGAAGCUGCUCUAGAUGUAUUUUAUGGCCUUCGUGUGAAGAACAUCUUUUGCUGGAAUUCUAUUAUCGUAGGUUUGGGAAUGCAUGGUUUUGGAAAGGAAGCUAUAGAUGUUUUCAUUUCAAUGGAGAAGGAAAGCAUAAAACCAGAUGGGGUCACCUUUGUGGGGCUCUUGUCUGGGUGUAGCCAUUCAGGUUUAAUGUCUGCGGGUAGGAGAUAUUUCUCUCAAAUGAGUAGCCUUUAUGGGGUUGUACCUGGAAUUGAACACUAUGGUUGCAUGGUUGACCUUUUAGGUAGAGCAGGUUUUCUUGAAGAAGCUUUGGAACUCAUAAAGACCAUGCCCAUGAAGCCAAAUUCAGUUGUCUGGGGAAGCCUACUUCGAGCUUGUCAGGUCCACAAAGAUACCAAAGUUAGCGAGCAAGUAACCCAGUAUCUGUUGGAGUUGGACCCAUGUGAUGGAGGAAAUUAUGUGUUUUUGUCUAAUCUGUAUGCAUCAUUAAAUCGAUGGGAUGAUGUGAAAAUUUGCCGGAGGUUAAUGAUUGAGAGGGGAGUGCGUAAAACACCUGGAUGUAGUUCAAUUGAGGUGGACAAUAUAGCACACGAGUUUGUGGCAGGUGACACUUCACAUCCUGAUUUCACACAAAUUGAUGUAUUUUUGGAUGAGAUAGAAAAGAAACUGAAAGGGCAUGGGCAUAAGCCAGAUACAGCUUCUGUGCUCCAUGACAUAGAUGAUGAGGAGAAAGAGAUUAUAAUUCGAUACCACAGUGAGAGAAUUGCUGUUGCUUUUGGACUUAUGAACACGCCACCUGGAAAGGCAAUUCGGGUGGUGAAAAACCUCCGGACAUGUAAUGAUUGCCAUUCUGCGUUGAAGCUUAUCUCGAAGGUAUUUAAGAGAGAGAUAAUUGUGAGGGAUCGGAAUCGUUUUCAUCAAUUCAGCAAUGGGUCUUGCUCUUGUAAGGAUUACUGGUGACCGAGAUAUGUUCUAAGAUUUAUGCCAUCUUCUUAUGUUUACAAUGCAUUUUAAAGUCCUAAUGUUAUACAACGUCAAUUCACAAUAGAGUUGGAUAAUUCUGACUGUGGAGUUGUCAAUUCACUCAGAGGUUCAGAGCAGAAGUUUUUCCGAUUGGAUGUGCGGUUUAAGUCAACCAACCUAUCAAAAUCAAAUAAGUUGAUACCUGUGCAGCCUCCUACUAUAACUUCAAGCUGGACAAAAUAUGGUCCCAAGGAUAUUUAUAUGAUAGUGAGAGUUGUGGGGUUUAAAGCUUCUUAAGAGCUGGAACAUUUUUUUUACCCGCCAACAGUUUUCAAGGAAAAAAACAAGAAGAUGAUUGCAAGAAGCUCAGAUCUUCCCAAGAAAUCCAUCAAAUUGAAGCAAGAUAACAAAUUCUCUUCUAGGCCCCCAUCUAGAGAGAUCUCGGUGACCACCUCUGUGGAAGUCUACUAUGGAGGAGCUUCUGUUGGUGUACCAUUUUCGUGGGAAUCUCAACCGGGGACGCCUAAAGUCAAGUUCAACGAAAACCCGCUUCCUCCUCUUACGCCUCCACCUUCCUUCCAUUUUAAUUCCACGAAAAACUGCAUAAAAAAACACUCAAAGCGCAAUCUUUUCCACACUAUUCUCCCUAUGUUCUAUCUGAGGAAAGCCAGUCACCCACAAUCUCCUGCAUCAUCAUUAUCAUCAUCAUCAUCAUGGUCAUCGUCACGUUCUUUGCCUUCUUCUCCGUUUACUCCUCCAAAUAUAUGGGGAAAGUUCCAUGAGGAAGACGAACAUGGAUCACCUGUUUCAACAUUGUGCUUUGGGAUUGGUCGUGGUACAACAGCUAGGCCCCGAGGUUGCUCUUCAAACAUAAUCAAGGUACUGCUCAGAGAAUUUGCAUGAACCACUGUCAUUUUUGGCUUCAAUAUGCUUUUCUAAAGAUUCUAUGAUAUCAUGUAAUGGAAGGCUAUUGAUGAUAUUAGCUGUUGUUAACCUUAUAAGAAAUAAGUAGUUUUUGAAAAGAAUUAGAUUCA